AAGUAUCUUCAAUAUCUUGUCAAAUGUUUAUUCAUUUUCAUAGACUUGGUUUUGUAAAUUGUCUUAUUCGACAAUCACUUUCAAUAGUUACUAGCAACUCUAUAGUAUCUUCAUCAUUCAUACUCAUUUGUAUCGAAGGCAGUGGUCCAUCUAAUUAUUUACUUACACUUCGUCACACAAUGCCAGGAACAAUUGAUAUUAUUGAAAAAUUACCUCCAUUUUUUUAUCUUGUUCGAGAUGAUGAUGUUGUAUCUGAUCAUCUUGAAGUAAAAAAUGUUAUACAUAUAUUUACAAAAAUAGUUGAACAUGAAUAUGUGAAAGAACUACAAGAAUUUUAUUAUAAUAUUUACUUAUAG
This is a messenger RNA of Rotaria sordida, 356 nucleotides long. The record is from the annotation of a GenBank genome assembly. Lineage: Eukaryota; Metazoa; Rotifera; Eurotatoria; Philodinida; Philodinidae.